Molecule: messenger RNA, 5855 nt
Organism: Scomber scombrus (Atlantic mackerel)
Lineage: Eukaryota; Metazoa; Chordata; Actinopteri; Scombriformes; Scombridae
Product: tetratricopeptide repeat protein 39B-like
Exons: 19
Coding region: 226-1968 (580 amino acids)
Molecular function (GO): protein binding
Source: RefSeq, a predicted model, not a curated record
CACAGACAGCACCGGGCAGAGCAGCGCGAGCAGCAGUCACAUAGCAGAAUAACGGAGAAUAAAGCGCGGGGAGAUCCUGCAGAUGUGCAGCCGGUUAACGAGCAGCUGGACGCCGCUGUGACCGACAGAAAUGGGACGGAGGUUUUCUUCCUGAUAGGAGCUUCAGCAGCAGCGGUGGAACCAGGCUGGCCUGCGGACGCGAGGGGGGACAUCCCAGGCUCAGACAUGGCCCACGUAGGCAACGGAGCCGCGGCCGAGGAGGAGGAUUGCUUUGAAGAUGCUUUUGACAGGAUACCUGCGGCUUGUAAGAUGGACCUGCAAACAGCCAUCCAGGAGACUCAGUGUGCUCUCAAUCUGGUCCUCAACAACAAGUUCUCCGAAGCCUUGGACCUGCUUAAACCAUGGUGGAAGGACAGUAUGUACCAUGCGUUGGGCUACAGCAGCAUCUUGGUGAUGCAGGCGACCAUGACCUUCGAGCACAGAGAUAUUCAGGCUGCCAUGGCAACCAUCAAGGAGGCGUUGAACACCUGUCAGAGGUUCAGGAAGAAGAACUCGGUUGUCGGAUCUCUGUCGAGUCUGAUCAGCAAACAGUCCAAUCUACAAGAAGAAGAGAUGCAUGCAGAGAUCUGCUACGCCGAGUGUCUGCUGCAGAAAGCCACACUGACAUUUGUGCAGGAUGAAAACAUGAUCAGUUUUAUCAAAGGAGGCAUCAAGAUUCGAACCAGCUACCAAAUCUACAAGGAUUGUCAGAAUGUGCUGAAUGCUGCUCAGGACUCAUCCAGCCAGUCUGAUUCGUUCAGACAGUUUGAAGGCGGAGUCAAACUGGGCAUCGGAUCCUUCAACCUGAUGUUGUCUCUCCUUCCUCAGAGGAUUUUGAGGUUGUUGGAGUUCAUCGGAUUCUCAGGAAACAGGGGCUUCGGCUUGUCUCAGCUGAGAGAAGGAGCAUCUAGCAACAGUUUGCGGGCGAUACUCAGCGCUCUAACUCUGCUCUUCUACCACACAUACGUUUCACUGAUACUUGGAACUGGAGAGGGGAACCUGGUAGAGGCUGAAGCUCUGCUGGAGCCAUACCAACAGAAAUACCCAAAAGGCUCCAUCAUUCUCUUCUACUCCGCUCGCAUCGCCACGCUGCGCGGGAACUUCGAGAAGGCGCUGUCCAGGUACGAGGAAUGUAUCAGCAGCCAGCAGGAGUGGAAGCAGAUCCACCACCUGUGUUACUGGGAGCUGAUGUGGACAAACUCCUACCAGCAGCAGUGGCAGCAGGCGUACCGCUACGCAGACCUGCUGUGCAAAGAGAGCCGCUGGUCAAAGGCUAUCUAUGUUUACCAGAAGGCAGCCAUCCUCAGUAUGAUGUCAGAGGAGGAGGUGAAGAACACCGGGGAGGACAUCACUGAGCUCUUCAGGCAGGUGGAGGGGCUGAAACAACGGCUGGCAGGGAAGUCGAUCCCAACGGAGAAAUUUGCAGUGAGGAAGUCGAGACGCUACAAAGCUGCUAACCCAAUCCCCCUGAUCAUCCCUGCACUGGAGAUGAUGUACGUUUGGAACGGUUUCACCAUCGUCGGGAAGAGAGCCGACUUUACCGAGUCCCUGCUGGUUACCGUAGAGGCGGCUGAGGAGCAGCUCCGUAACGACCCAAACCCGUCUGAGUUUCAUCCCGAUGACAGCUGUCUGGUCCAGAUGUUGAAGGGACUCUGUCUGAAACACCUGGGCCGGUUACUGCAGGCCGAGCUGUGCUUCACUCAGGUCCUGUCCAGUGAAAGUCGGAUCAGAUACGAUCACUACUUGAUUCCCUUCACCACGUAUGAGUUGGGUCUGCUGUAUAAACUACAGGGAGACUUCACCAAGGCCACCACAUACAUCGAAAAUGCCAAGACAAACUACAAGGAUUACUCCAUGGAGUCCAGACUGCACUUCAGGAUCCACGCGGCCCUCAACAGCCUCAAAGGAUCGCCUGUUGGCACCCCAUAAUACUCCAAACAACUCAGAGCUGCUGCUGGAAACAACGGUGCAUAAUCCAAAUCCAGGGACGAUUGAAGAGGCUUCGAUGUGUUUGGGUUGGGAGAUCGUACUUUUGUCAGUUAAGCCUCGCAACCUUCUUAUUUUAUUUCCUUUGUUUCCUUAUUUAUUUUUGCAAUAGUGUUGACAGAUGAGAUUAUUUAAACUUGUACCUCUUUAAUCAAACGAGCACGAGCUUCCCUUUAGCAUGCGGAUGUCACGAUACAAUCAAUCAAUAGUCGAUUCAAUCACCGAACCCAAUAGAUCACAAUGGAAGACAGUUUCAGUCUCAGGGCUCGUUGACUCUGAGAUGUUUCAUAGCAGAAGUCAUUUUGGCAACUUCUUGCAUUCAGGUAGAGCAGGAAAGAACUGGGAAGCAGCUCAAAUCUUCUAAGAUGAAGUAUUAAGUUAAAGAAGGUUUCAUUUUUUUAAGAAACCAAGAAAACAACACUCCAAACUUUGUUUUUAUUGCCUCUUUUCUCGCAGUGUAAUUCUCUUUCUGAACUGGCCAAAAAAAUAUGGAUCACGUCUAAUGAUUAAAACUCCAAAUAACAAAUUACCACAACAAAUAAUGAAUGUGUACAUCAGUAUUCAUAGCAAGAUAAUUUAAAAUUCAACACUGAACAAUAAAUAUCCAGUUUGUAAUAAAUAACGAAGGCCUGGCAUCAAAUAAUGAAAUUGCAAAAUAAUCCUUAAGAUAAUAAAAGGAUGCAGUUGUAUUUAGUAUAUUAGUGGAUGGGGGUUUUUUUUGGACUUUGUCUUAUUGUUUAACGACUGAAUUUUUAUUAUUCUACCUCUAUAUUCAUUAUUUGAUGGGCGGCCAUUCGUUGUUUUAAUCUUUCUAUUUUGUAGUGAUCAUUUGUUAAUUGAAGUUUCAGCUUUUCGUUAUUAGAUAUGGAUAUUUAUUAUUUGCUGGUUGGAUUUGACCCUUUUCUGCUGUGUAUAUUCAGUAUUUGUUGUGGUGAUUCGUUAUUUGAAUAGUUUGAGUUUUAAUAAUUAGAUUGUGACGAUUCAUCGGACAUUAAAAGCUUCCAUGCUGACUCCAACCAAACCAAUCCUGGUCCUAAACUAACAACUCAUAGUCAAACAUUUGCUUUUAAAUAAAUAAAUAAAAUAUAUAUAUAUAUAUAAAUGUAUAUUUAUAGGAUUGAAUCAUGAGACGUGUACUGAUGAAACUGUUGAGUAUAUUAGUGUGAUGAGCAGAGAGACCAGUGUGUUCAAUCACACAGUUUAUAUAUAUAUACGCUUUAUAUUUUCUUUACUUUGCCUUUUUUUCAUUUCUCAAUAAAUGCGUUGGGCCACACGUGCACGUUAGUACACAAACGUGUCUGUGCACGGGGCAAACAGCCUUGUCACCGACUGUGGCCUAAACACACACACACACACACACACACACACACACAGCGUAAUACACUCAUUCCAAGCUUGCACACACUGGGCAAUAUGCACAUUAAAAAGAGAAACACACACACACACACACACAGCUGUAAACGCACACAUUUAGCAGCAAUAUAAAAGAGUUGUGCUGUUAUUAAGUCUUUAACUUCUCGGUCAUUUUGUCUCUGUUUGCGUCCAUGUUUGUAGUUUUAUCUGUAGUUCUCUCUCAGAGGCAGAGCUGCGUGUAAGUUGAUAUAUUGAACUUAUUUCCACAUCCAGCAGUUACUGAUCAACAUUAUCAUUCAUUAGGAGUCGUGUUUCACUCUCUUUUAAGUCUGUUUUUACUCUCUACCAACUCCUGAGGGAAAUAUCUGUCUCUGCUUAAUGCUGCUAAAGGCUCCGCUAUGUUCAGCAGCUCGUCUACAGCUGACUGUGUCUGUUAGCAGGUUGUGUUUAGUGGCUUUUUACAGCUUAUAUCUGUAAAAGCUGCUGCCUGAUGCGGAAGUAAAGCUAAACAAUGAGCUGAAACUCAAUAUAAAGGUCCAUACAGGCGAGAGGAGCUGCAGAGUCACUGUAGGUUCAAACACAUUACACACUGACCGAUCAUUAUUAUUAUGUAAAAUAUACAUUAUAGCUGCUUUAAAAGCUGCAGAAAUCAAUAUUUUUAUGGUGGCGGGUCAUGUAGAAUAUGAAAUGGGUCAUUUACUAUUGACAAGCCUACAGAGAAUGAUGAUGUCCUGCUCUUUGCUGUCACUCUUCUUUUAUCAGUGUUUUUGGUUUUGUGGCGACUAGCUGGUGAAUAUAUUUGAAUAUUUAACAGCUAAUGAGCCAGAUCUCAGGAGUUGGGGAGACCAAACCAGAGCUGAAAGGAGAGUGAACAUUGGACAAACACCAUGAUCACUCUGCUUUGUUUCUGCUUGAUAUGCAAAUUGAUCGAUUUAAUAUGCUAACAAGGUGAUAAUAUGUCAGUAUGUUGUAUUUUCAGCCUACUCUGCUGCCCCCAAGUGACCAAAAUAAACCAACAAAUGCAGGUUUAGAUUAAAUAAGAUUGAAGAGAAAGUGUUGGCAUCAACUUUCUUAUCUGCGUCCAACUUAUUUGAACAAAACGCUUCAGUGAGACAUAACGUUGCCUAAAGUAUGCGGUUCCUUAUUGACUAAAAUCAGAUUAUCUUCACACAGAGCAGUUCUGCCUCUGAGUAAAGAAAACUGCCUUUGUCCACAUUCACUCGACCCUCUGUUGAUAAAAUACAUAAAAGACUGAAGGCUUUAGAUUCCUCCUGUUUUCAGCUGCUAGCUUACUGCUAACUCACUGCUAGCUUACUGCUAGCUUACUGCUGUAGAGGCAAGCCAGUGAAGAUGGCCUAUUUAAGGUUUGUUAUAUUAAGCAGUGUUCUGUUAUAUUAAUUAUGACGUAGUUCAACAACAUACAUGAAGAGCAGUUUUAGUAUCUAUUGAUGUACUGAUAAAUAUAUAAAUAAAGAAGAAGCACAAUCUGUCUUCUGAUGAAUCCGAAGACUCAUUCAGCUUCAUGUAGUUUGAUACUAUUUACUAUAAUGUUUAUGAUAUAUUAACACAAUGAAGACUUGCUGUGUGUCAAACUAACAGGCUUUUUGGUGGGUUAGGGCCCAAAGUCUCAAAUUUGCUCAAAUGAGGCAGAACAUAUAAAGCUAGCGUACCUUUUAUUGAGGCCGAUCCUUCAGUCCUUUGUCGUCUUGAACAGCGAAAAGCAGCUUAUUUACAUCUUUGCUUCCAUUGUAAACAUUCAUGUAGGAGGUACUUUUCCUGUAAAUGGAGCAAAUGUAGUGGUGCAAACAGUUAGCCUUCCCAUAAUGAAUGUAUCAACAAAAAGACCAAAUUAUAUAUAUAUGUGUGUGUGUUUUGCUGUAUGUGUCUUUUCUUCUUAUGUGGAUUUUUAUUAGUGCCUAUAAAGCGUUAGGGUGUAUAUUUUUUUUCUUCUUCAUGUCUUUGUGUGAUCUGAAGGAACGAACUUUAUUAGCCAAGUAUGAUAAAUAUUCAGGUUUUGUCUCGUAACAAUCAGUAAAUAAUAGUUUCACGAUAGACCAGAGCGUGCUAACGUAAAGUCAAGUUUUCGGCUAAUGUCGCUAGUUAUAAACAAGGUUUCAGUAAGAACAAAAGUUGACCAAGUAAGUUUAAAAAGCUAAAGUUAGACGAUCAGUUAGCUCUUAUGAUGAGAACCAACACUAAAAUCCUCCAUGUAUGUUCAAGUGCAAUAAAAUAUUAACCAUACGUUGCAACACUACACUGUUAGCAUGUUACGUGUUAUGCUAAAAUAUUCUUCUUGCUAUCAUCCAUUGCACUUGUGUCACAGAGCUAAUGUUACGACCAUAAACCAUAAACAUUAGCAACUCUUAGCUGCUGUUUUGAAGAUAUUUCCAGAAUCCUUAAAGACUCAUCUGUCCGUAUUAAAUUAGAAAUAAAACAAAAUAUCCAGGUUACUUCUCUACUUUAUCUCCUAAUCUAAA